GUUGUCGUUAAUCUGGGGGCACGAGCUGCAUUCAUCAAUAUGGCGGCGGGUGUGAACAGCUUUGUCAUUUGUGUUCUCAGAGCGCGUGAGCUGCAAGAUUGACCCUUCAGGGCCUCUGUACCUGUAAAUAAACCUUGUAAACAGACUCUGAGGGGCUCAGCUGUGUCUCACUUGAAGUUAAAACUGCGGCUGCUUCGGUUAGCAUGCUAGCUGUAGACACAGGGAGGGGGCGGAGUUUAACGGAACAGCUGAAAACAGAAGAGCCAACGGAAGUUUCCGUGAAAAAGAGGAAAAGACCGUUUUAAAAAUGUCUAAAGUCCAAACUGUGAGGGUUUUAAUAAAACAGAGACUUAUUUCAGCUGCAGAGGAGAUCUUUGAGAUCUUUGAAAAAACUAUCUUAGAGUACGAGGAGAAACUCUGUCAAUCAUCAGAGGAGAAGAAGAGACAAGAGAAACUUCUGGAUUCACUUCUAAACCCUCAGCUGCAGCUCCACAGAGCAGGUCUGUUCACUACUGUUUUAUUCUGAAGGUCUGAGAACAGUCAGCAGGUCUGUUCACUGUUUUACUCUGAAGGUCUGAGAAUAGUCAGCAGGUCAACCCAGGUCCGAAAACCUGGUCCGAGGAAAGGGUCUUGUUAAAGAACAUCUCUAUAGGAACCUUUAAUAUGAGGAACCUUUGUGAAGGUGUGCUGAUCAGGUUCAUGACAGAUGAAGUCCUUCCUGUUGAUAAAUUGCCCAAGCUCUUCUGAGAUCUGUCCGUCUGCCCUUCCAGGAGGUAAAAACUUCAGGUUAAAUCAGACUAUUAACAUGAAUGAAUGAGGGUAUUUCAGUGGCCUGUAGAUGGCGCUGCAGUCUCAAUUAAAGGUGUGGUAGGCAUGAAUCCGUAAAAGAAACCUCUUCUUUUGUGAUGUAUCUACAAAAAAAUCUUUUGAUAUCAGUCAGUAGUUAUUAGUUACUGAUGACUUUUGGUAAUAUAUCGAUAUCUCUGUGUUCUCUCAUAUCUGUGUCGUCAACAUUUUAACAUUUUUGAGCGGCCCGCUCUUGCUGACUGUAAACAAAACCGUUCUCCACCUCCUCUAACCUGAUUGGUUGUGAGGCAGACACUGCUCCCCCGUGUCGUUCACGAGCCCAAACAAAGUUAGCGUGCUACAAUAUCGGACAGUAGAAACCAACCAGAAAGUUCGGAAAAUUGUCUGAAUCCUUUGGCCACGACUGCCGACACAAGCAAGAAAAAGAAGUAAAUACCGGAGACUCUGGCGGAGGUAGACCGGACAAGAGCUGAAAAAGCUGGGUCAACAUAAAUGAUGGGGGACGCUUCGGGAUCUUGGUGACCCUGUAACCUUUCUGCUGGACAGGUAAACCGCUUUAAUAAAGUAAGACAAGUGUCUGUAUCAGAAGUGCUUUUUGUCAAACAGGACCUGCUGUAGCGUGUUGCCGCUAAACUGUCCUCCCUCGGGUCCUGGACUAUGUCACUUUAUCCUAGUUGUAGAAGUCCUGCAAGCAUUGUGUUUACUGGUAGUCUGUUGGCAUCUACAGUAGCACCAAUGCUUUUUACGCUCACAUUGACUGGGCCCCAUUUGUAAUGAUCUGAAGUAUUUAUCUGCAUUAUUUCUGAAUUUGAUUGGAACGAUACGAGCGAGCAGGAGCGUCUGUUUGUGGGCGGGGAUUGCUGGAGCAGCGAGGGAGGGGAGAAGAGGAGCUGAGGGGAAAACUGGUUGGGAGGAGUAGAGUUGACAUUCAAGACUUCUCCUAAAAACUGGAACUUUACCAGAUCCCGACUACCCCACCUUUAAGUCAUGUCAGCGCUCAUAUUCAGGAUGAAUUUAUUUCUCGUCUGUUUUGUUGAUGUGAAAAUCCCCUGGCAGAUUUAGAAGAGGGUUAAUAAUCUCUUAAUGAUCCCAGAGUGUCACGGUGAAGGUGUGAAAAGAUGUUUGUGAGAUUUAUUCAUGUUCUCAUUCCCACAGAGAUGGUCAGGAUUCAUCCGAAAAGUUCUGAGUCAGUCCUCUAAAAAAGACUCUCAGUUCAGGUGGAUGAGCAGUGUUUCGAUCUUCUGCUUCUUUAGAUCAGACCUGGGCAUUUUAUGACCCGAGGGCCACAUCCGGCUCCUUGGAUGUCCCUGCCCGGCCCUUUGUGAGGUCUGUCAGUCAGAUCAUCAUCAUGCUAUAAAAGUGUGUUGCUUUUAUUUUGAAAAACAAGCCGUUGUUUUAUUUCUAUUUGGACGCAUGUGUGUCCAUCCUAGAUCUGCAUUUAUGAACAGAGACAAGUUUAAACGUCGGCAAAAUACACAUGGACGCCUUAGAGUUGCCAAGUCCGCUUAUUAUAAAAGAUUUUAAGCUUGUUUCUCUGAGUAGUCGCUUGUAAAACUCGUGAGUCAGUAGUGAGUCGUGAGUCAGCAACUAGUAGUUGCUUAUUUGGGCUUCCUUUUCUGUGUGAAUCCCCCUGAUUUGAAGUUGAAGUUAUUGUUGGUUCGGCCCUCCAACACAGUUUAGGUUUCUCAUGUGGCCCCAUGUAAAAACUAAUUGCCCACCUCUGUGUUAGACUGAACCUCAGACUCGAAGCUGAAGCUUAGUAAUCUGGUCUCUCUGGGUCGAGCACCGCCAUAUAGACUCUCAUUACCUAAUCUGAUACCUCAGGCCUCAUCGAUGGAUUCUUUGAAACUGUGAGUCAGGAUCACGGUUUUCAACUCUGAAGGUUCACAAAUAAGAAGGGUGAAGACGAGGCUGAGUGACAAAUAUAAUUUUUUGAAAGAGUCAAACUCCAAAGUUGUCCAGAUUUUUGCUGAAACUUUGAUCAUAACCAGGUUUUAAAUGAUUAGAUUAGAGUAGAUUAGAUUCACAGUACAAGUACAGGAACAAUGAAAUGCAGUUUAGCGUCUAACCAGAAGUACAAAGUAGUAAAGUGCAAGGUAUGAACUGAAUAUACUAUAGUGCAAUGAAUAUGCUACAAAUAUAUACACAGUGUUGGUUACUGCAGGUAUGAACAGGCUAUACAACAACAACAAAAAAAAUCUAAUUAUGUAUAUUAUCUACACUACAGGCCAAAAGUUUGGAAGCAAGAUCAGGUUUGUACAAAAAAAGAUCAUAGUUUCAUAUUUAUAAUUUGCAACACAAUAAACAUGACUAUUGUGUAAAGAGUAACUUAUUAGAAGAUAUUUUGACUAUAAUUAUGAGGUAUUUGAGUUAUUGUUGCUUUGACUUUGCUUUCUUUAAAGUAACCUCCUCUGGCUUUAACAACAGCUUGUUAUAUACCAGGCAUUCGUUCACCAAGUUUUCUAAGGUCUGUUCCAGGGAUUACAUUUCAAGCUUUCUUAAGUUCAUUAAAAAGAGACUGCUGAUUCGUGGGACGCGUUUUUCUGACCAAUCGAUCCAAUUCAUCCCACACAAGCUCAAUUGAGAAAGGUCUGGAGACUGAGGGGGCCAAACCAUCUUUUGAAGAACACCUGCCUCUUCUUUUUUGUCUAGGUAACCCUGACAGAGCUUGGCAGAGUACUUAGGGUCAUUGUCUUACUGCAAAACAAACUUAUAACCCACAAGUCUGAGUCCAGAUGGAACAGCAUGGUGCUAGAGGAUGGAGUGGUACUGUUCCUUCUUCAUGAUACCCUUUAUUUCAAACAAAUCUCCUACUCUAUCACCUGCAAAACAUCCCCAUACCAUGGAACUACCACCUCCAUGCUGAAUUGUGGGUGUAACACAUGGUGCUUUCAGACGUUCACCAGUUUGUCUGCAGACAUAGACUCUGCGUUUGGAACCAAACAGUGCAAACUUGUUUCUAGUCAUCAUAAGUCCAAUUUUUGUGAGCUUUUGCCCACUCAUAUCUCUUUUUCUUGUUCUGUGGACGAAGUAGUGUUUUUUUGCAGAUACACAACCCUUCAGACCAGCCUUUCUCAAACGUCAUUUCACGGUUGUCAGAGAUAUGGGUUUCGACCUUGUCAUGUUGAUUUCCUCCCUUAUUUUUGGUGCUGUCUUUUGCCGAUCUCUCUUACUGGUGACAAUGAUAUGUUUAUCCUCUGCUUUUGUAGAAACUCUCUUUGGUCCAGGUCUUUUUCUAUCAUCAUAACUUCCAGGUUCCUCUCGUCUCUUCAGACUGUAGUGGACUCCUUUAUUAAACACCUUUAGCCGUUUUGUAAUUUCUCUUUCUGUGUAUCCUUCUUUCCUCAAUGUAUAAAUCUGUACUUUUGUUUCUUUACUCAGUUGCUUCUUUCUAGCCAUUUUUGUGGUAGUUUGAACGCAGUUGAGAUUUAUUGGGAUUUUUGUAUGCAGACUCUCAAAAGCCAAAAAGUUGAAGUGAAUGAUCCAACUGUGAUUUGUUUUUUUGCUUUUCUACUGAAGUUGUGACUCUUGCAAAUGUUUUCAAUCCUAAAACUUAGCCCUUAUUUUCUUUUGCUGACAUAUAUUUAGCAAUGGUCUGUCAACAUUAGAGAUGCACCGAUAAAUCGGCCGCCGAUUUAAAAAGCCGGUUUUAUAUCCAACCGGCCCCAACCGGUGACCGGCCGGUCACUGUCGUAAUUUGCCGGUUUUCCCCGAGCAAACUGACACGCAUGCGCGGUGCGUAUCAGCUCAGAGCAAAACUGCUAAAAAUUAGUAAGACUCAGGAGGAAAACAUGUCGGUGAUUUGACACUGUGUACCAGAGCGACCCAAAACACGCUGUUUGUAAUGCUUGCACGUCAAAAGUCAGCCGUGGAGGAUCAACGCCUAAGACAUUUGGAACAACAAACUUAAUACGCCACUUGGAAAAGAAGCACCCAGGCUUGUGUAGCAGAUAUAAGGAAUACACUGCCGCUAAGAGGAGGGAUGCAGCAGAGUCGCAGCGACCACAACAACCCUCGAUCGUAAAUCUGGUGAAACACCUGAGUCCAAAGUACAAAUGACCAAGUAGGGUGUUUCAUCAGAUUUACGAAGCCUUUACCCUGUACUACGCUAAACGGCUGGUCCUCCAGUGCCACGAACUCCAUUAUUUUCCUGGUGGUGGCUUUGGACUUUUCAGUGUUGAUGUCGAACAUAGGAGCCACGGCGGAGGGUUGUUGUGGUCGCUGCGACGGCAGUGUAUUCCUUAUAUCUGCUACACAAGCCUGGGUGCUUCUUUUCCAAGUGGCGUAUUAAGUUUGUUCUUCCAAAUGUCUUAGGCGUUGAUUGGUACAAACUACCAAGUAGGCGGUACUUUUCUGACACAGCGCUGCCAGAGUCGUUUGAGAGAGGUACUGGAGGGGUAGUCAAUAAAUUACAUUGUACCUGGCAAAUGCUGGGACGUUUUUGAAUGUUGUUUGAAUGUAAGUUAGUUACUGACCUGUAAACUGGACUGAAUGUUAUGGUCAGUGUAGAAAAUAAAUCUGCUCAGGAGGCACUGUUGAAACUCUCACUCUAUUUCUUAUUUGUGAGAUUUUAUUCUUGAAAAGGGGGGGUUAUGAUAGCAUAUAGCCUACCAUUAGUUGUGCUUUUAAUUGCAGUUAAGCAAAAUGUUGUCUGGGAGAGGGGUACUUAAAUUAAAAUUGGGAAUGGGUACUCAAGCCAAACAAAUAUGGUGUCUAUUAUAUGAUUAUAAUUAUUUCUCAGAUAGAAAAUCGGUAUCGGAAAAACCGGUUUUGGCAGGUCAGACUUCCUUUAAAACCGGAAAUCGGAAUCGGCCAAGAAUAUUGCAAUCGUUGCAUCUCUAGUCAACAUCAAUGUAUAUCUAAAGGUAAAUGGAGCAAAAUGGUGCAUUUCCAUGAAAGCAACAUCUGAUCAAGGAGUAAAUACAUCCCAAAAUACAUAAAACUCAUGCUGGAUUUAAAAAAAAGCAUUGUGAACAAAAACUUGAAGUUACUCCCAACUGUUUGGCCUGUAAUGGCCUUGCUUUCAAACUUUUGGCCUGUAGUGUAUAUAUACAGUAUACUGAUUAAUGGAGGUGUGAAAAAGAGAAAAUGCUAUUAAAGAGUGGGUGCGUUGAAGAAUAUAAACGGUAAGAUAUUUAGUAGUAGGAGUAGGAAUAGGUACAGUUAUUAAAUAAAUAGUUGGAUAAAAUAUGUAUACAGAUACAGCGGAGUGAGAUUAGUCUUAGAUGUGGGGGUCACCUCUGAGUAGAGUUUAGCAGGGUGACAGCGGAGGGGCAGAAGCUGUUCCUGAACCUGCAGGUUCUGGAAUGGAGGGACCUGUAGUGCCUCUCGGAGGGGAGGAGGGUAAACAGUCUGUGUCCUGGGUGAGAGUUGUCCCUGGCAAUGCUGCGUGUCCUCCGUAGGCACCACCUGCUGUGGACAACUUCAAUGGUGGGGAGUGGAGAGCCAGUGAUGUGCCGGGGGGUUUUCACCACCCGCUGCAGUGCCUUCCGAUCCUCAGUGGAGCAGUUACCGUACCAGACUGUGAUGCAGCUGGUAAGGAUGCUCUCGAUGGUGCUGCGGUGAAUGAUAAAGUCUGAUCUAAAUUUGGGUUUGAUAGAAUCCAAAAGGAGCAGAAACAUCUGACAAAAGUUCAGUCCUGAUAUCAACUCCAAGCUGUUCUGAGCAAAAGAGAAAGAGGCAUCAGUGUUUGAUUUACAGAGAGAGAAAGUGAAGAGUGUGAAGAUGUUUAAAGAUCAAAUUAAUUUAACUUUUUUUUUAACUCUUUCACACAAACAUACAAAAAACAGUCAUCUGUAAUUUGCCUCACACCCUCCUCAUGCACCAGUCAGCAGAUUCUGAUGUGUUUCUGUCUUUCAGCAUGUCCUGCAUACGUCCAGCAGCAGCAGUCUCUGAGGAAACAAGUGUCUCCGGAGCAGCAGAAGUGGAACUCCAGUCUGGACCAGCAGGACCCAACAAAACCAGAACCCCCCCACAUUAAAGAGGAAGAGGAGGAAGUGUGGAACAGUCAGGAGGGAGAGCAGCUUCAAGGACUAGAGGAGGCUGAUACCAGCAAGUUCUCCUUCACUCCUGUCUGUGUGAAGAGUGAAGAUGAUGAAGAGGAACCUCAGUCCUCACCUGGACCUUUGGGUGAGUUUAAAACUGAAGACUUUUCUGAAACUGAGACUGAAGAAAGUAAUGAGUGUAGGGAGACUAAAGAGCAUCAGUCAGGAUUUAAAAAAGUCCCUGAAGAUGAGAGACCAGAGAUGGGUCCAAAGUCCCACAGCUGCUCUGAGUGUGAACAAACAUUUACCAGGAGACUGAAUCUGACCAGACAUAUGAAGAUUCACACUGUAGAGAAACCCUUCAGCUGCUCUGAGUGCAGACAUUUUUUUUACCAAAAAGUCAAUCUGAACAAACACAUGAUUAUUCACACAAGGGAGAAACUGUACGACUGUCCUGACUGUGGUAAAUCUCUUAAAACUAAAGAAAAUCUGAUGGCACACUUGAGAGUUCACAGCGGGGAGAAACCCUUCAGCUGCUCUGAGUGUGACGCAAAAUUCAGAACCAAAAAAAAUCUGGCUCAACACAUGGUGGUCCACACAGACGAGAAACCGUUCCACUGCUCUGUGUGCGGGAAAGCGUACAAACAAAACUCUACGCUGAAGUUUCACAUGGCGCUUCACACUGGAGAGAAACCGUUCAGCUGCAGCGUUUGUGACCAGAGAUUCUCUUGGCCUUCUCAGUUAAGAAUACACAAGUGUGUUGGAGGUCAGGGGUCAGAGUGUCAUCAGAACUACAAUUCAGACCCAGGGGCUGAAGGAGAGGACUGUAGAAGACCAGUACUAGCUAAGAGCUCAGAUCAGGAGAUGUUUUCCCAAGCUGAGAUCGAGGUCAAGAUCGAGGAUUUUUCUGACCCUGAGACUGAAGUUAGAGACAAAGACUGCAAAGAGACCAGAGGAAAUCCGUUUGGUUUAGAUUUGAGCAUGAAGGAUUUACUCCCACUUUGUCAAAUUUCAAUGUCUCCUGUUGAGAAACCAUACAUCUGUCCAAUAUGUGGGAAAAGACUGGGCUAUAGCGGACAUCUAAAGACACACAUGAGGACUCACACAGGAGAGAAACCAUUUGGUUGUUCACUUUGUGGCAAAAGAUUCACACAGAAGUGUAGUCUUAAACAACACAUGGUUCUGCACACGGGUGAGAAACCCUUCAGCUGCAGCGUUUGUGGUCAAAGAUUUGCUUGGCGCUCACAGAUAAAAAGACAUGACUGUGUUGGAAAUCAGGCUUCAGAAUUGCAUCAGAACCAACUCAAGAUAGCAGCAGAACCAGGAGGUAAUGGACAGAGCUGUGGAGGACCAGAACGAGCCAGGUCCUCAGAUGUAAAGAAACACGUACGACCAGAGACUCAGGUCAAAACUGAUGAUUGUUCUGAACUGGAGACAGACGUUGAAGAUGUAAAGAGAGGAAAUCAGGCUGAUCCCAUAAAGGAAGUUUUUGUAAAACCCAAAGAAACUCAAAGAACUGACAAGAAAAGAUUUAACUGUUCGACAUGCAACAAAAAAUUUAGCCGUCAGAGAAAUCUAAAUAAGCAUAUGAGGUCCCACACUGGAGAGAAACCAUUCCAUUGCUCAGUUUGUGAUAAAAAAUUUGCCUACAAGGAAACGUUGGUCCGCCACAGCAAGUUUCAUACAGAUGAGAAACCGUUCACCUGCCCCGUCUGCAGCAAAAACUUCUCCCGGAAGGAAAACUUUGCUCGUCACAUGAGGUUCCACUCAGGAGAGAAACCUUACAGCUGCUCCUUCUGUCAUAAACAGUUUACACGAAAAGAGCAUGCCGUGACACACAUGAGGAUCCACACAGGAGAGAAACCCUACAGCUGCUCCGUUUGUGGGAAGAGAACAGGCUGCAAGACGAGUCUGAGAGUGCACAUGAGGACGCACACGGGAGAGAAACCUUUCAAAUGCUCCUUCUGCUACAGGAAGUUCACGCAGAGUGGCAGUCUGACUGAACACAUGGCCCUGCACACUGGAGAGAAAUCCUACGACUGCCCUCAGUGCGGGAAAAGAAUGGGCUGCAAGUCAAGUCUGAAGGUACACAUGAGGACGCACACAGGAGAGAAACCCUUCAGCUGUUCUGUGUGUGGAAAAAAAUUCACACAGAAGGGAAACUUAAAAGAGCACAUGGCCAUUCAUCAGAAGGAGAAACCAUUUAGCUGUAAAGUCCAAACUCUGGAGCUACAGGACAGUAAACUGAAAAAAACUGAAUCAAAUGUUUCUAAAGAGCUUCACUCUGCUUUAAAUUCCAACUCUGUAGAAAAAUGACGCAGUCUCAUAUCAACUAAGAAUCAGAGUGUUAUAGAGGAGAAAUCUAAAGUCAAUGAGUCAGUCUGAAAAGUCUCCUGGUUAUAAGACGUCCUACUUUUUUCAGCUGAGACAUUUUCUUGUUUUUAUAUGAAAUGAAAAUAAAGGUGGAGUAACUUUGACACAGAACCUAAUGAGAUGAGUUGAUGCUUUUAACACCUGAAAACAGAAUUUUGUUGUUCAGUGUCUAAACAUGAAAACUGAUUAGAAUGUGGAGCUGCUGUCAGAAACACUGAGAGUUUUCAUCGUGAAUUUUAUUUGUUGGGUGAGUUUUCCUCUUCCUCUUCGUUUAAAAACGGUCUUGUGUGUGCCAGUUUACGCGAACGGGAACAAGGAGAGAGGAAAAAACAUGUCGGACGAUACAAAAAGGUGGCAGAAAUGAGCUAAAGUGUGGCUUAAUUUUACUAUAAAAGACAACAACAGUGCAACAUUUGUUGAGCAGUGAUAACAUACAAAGGUGGAAACACCAGAAACAUGCUUCAACAUUUGUCAACGGAGCACAGCAUCAAAUCUAAGGAGUCACAUGUAUUGUAUGCUCUCCUCUGGUGUUGUGCUGUAAAUUGCAUCCCAUCUGUUCAUUAGCUUCUUAAAGUGGAAGAAAAUGAUCUCAUAUUUAAAAAAAACAUGAGUAUUGGAUCAUGACAACAUGUCAAAUGGAACAGCAAACUUUUAUUCUGUUAUGUCUCAAAAAUGCACAUAUAGAGGUGUACUUGGGUAUAUAAACUGUACAGUAAGCUGUCAAGGUAGAGAACAUUAUAUUUUCGGGACAGCAAAUAUUCCAAAUCAGAAGGCUUUUGUUUUUCGGCUUAUCUAAAUAGUCUGAAUGAAAUCAUGAAAGGCACACUCUUUUGAAUCCACCCAGUGGUAAGAAAAACUUGGAUUAUUUCGAGCAGCCCCCCUCUUUUGGGGGGUUGUCCAGGGGAGUUUAUAUAACCCCUCCGCUCACUUCUAAGCAAAGCCACUGACGCGACGCACACAUGCGCUGUCUUUGGGAAUUUAAAAUAUGCCUUUAAAUGAGUUAGAAGGGGAAUAAAAACACUCGACCCGACCAAAAAAAAAAAAAAAAAAUCUCAAAAUUGCACACACAAGUCUGCCCUGCGUAGUAGUAUCCUUUUUUGGGGGAUUCAGAAUAUGGUCACCCUAACGUAUGUCCUGUGUUAACAUAAACACAAUACAUGCCAGAAAUGCUGUACAAAUAAUAUUAUGUUUAAUAAUUUAAGACUCUUACUGAAGGUGGCAUACAUCUGUUUCUGUCAUCAGAGACUCAAAAUUUUGAGUGAACGGUGAAAACCUAUAGUCUACUAUUUUUUAAUCAAAGAAAGGCAUUGAUAAGGGAAUCGUUAAAGAAUUGAAUCGAUGAUGAAAUCGAUAAAAUCUUAUCAAUUCCCAUCCCUAGUUCUCGUUACUCUUGACUUUCUCUCUGCAGUCAGUUGAUCCCAAAGACCAUAAACUGUGUUAUGUAUGGAAUUUGUCCAAGUGGUGUUGCCGUAAAUGCAGAGUAAAUGUCUCUCACGUCUUAAAACUGGGUUUAAACUGUUUCAAAUGUGGACUGAGUCCUGGAGUGUGAAACACAAACUUUAAGAGUCCAGUCUGAGGAAACCUGCAGGUUUGAAUCUGAACGUGAACUUUACUCAGAUGAACAGCCGAGCGUCUGGUUUUAUCCUCCGGGUGGUCCUUCCUGUUUUUAGUUCCUGUUAAUUUAAGUUCAGAUGUUCCUUUAAUGGUUUGGAUCGGUCUGUAAAUCUGCAGAAUGUGACUUUAAAAAUGUAAAUGAUGAUUUCUAAAUAAAGACGAUGAAGCAGAGAGUGUGUCCAUGAAAUCCUGACUGUAAAAACACGACCGCGUAUGUGUGUGUGUGUGUGUGUCUGCUGUAAUUAGCAUGUCCUAUCUCUCUCUGCUGGGACUUAAAUACCAUCCUGUCUCUGUGAUCCUCGUCGAUAAAGUCUGCGUGAUAGCCAUUCAUUUUAAAGGUUCCCUGAAUCAGACGCAGCUCGUCUCUGAUUGGAUGAUCACACUGAUGACAUCAUACAGCUGAUGAUUCGAGUACAGACCGGUUUCCUCCACUUGAAGGGUAAAAAUUCAGUUCCAGAAAUCAUCUUUACUUUUAUUUAUUAACGCUCACACAGCAGAGCUUUGGAUCAUCUGCUGAGUCAGAAACAUACAUGCAGAAAUCAAAACAUGCAACAUUACAAGAGAAAAGAUGUAGAUGUAGAUUACUUCAGAUGUUGGUUUAGUGUCUGUAUGGCAGUGGGGGAAAAACUAUUCUUGAAUCUGGCUGAGUCAGCUGUCAAAGACCUGUAAUGCCCCCUAGAGGUCAUGAGUGUGAACAGGUGGUGUGUGUGGUCUGAGGUGAUUUUCAGCGCUUGCUUUGUGACAUGUCUUUUUGGAUGGGAGGGUGUGGUCAGUGAUUUUGGAUGAUCUGAUGAUUAAACGUUGAAGUUUUGUGAAUGAGUGACUGAGUUUCCGUCCAGACUAUUAUUGAUUAUUGAUGAAGUGAGGACUACCUAAAUUAGUGCCCUAGGCAGGAUUACUCCCCCACCACCACCAUGGCACACCAGCCAAAUGAACAAUCACAUACAGUCACAACUUUCAGGUAACUCUCAUGUGAUCAGCAGCACCACAUUUUAGGAAAAUCAUUGUUUAUUCAUUUAAUAUAUUCAAUAAUACACACAAAGGAGGGCGACUGGGCAUAGAUAAUUAUUUUUAUUUUUAUUGUUUUUAUUUACUUAUUUAUUUUUCAGGAAGACAGGAAGCUCCUAAUCCAGAGGUAAAGGGUGAUAUCAAUGUUCACGUCUAUGAGUUUGUUACAGAGACGGGGUCGAUGGUGUUGGAGGCAGAGCUAAAAUCUAUUAACAGAGCACGGGCAUAGGUGUGAGAGGACUGGAGUAUCCUGUGGAGCACAAAGUUCAUCCUCAACAGACCUGUUGGCCCGGUAUGUAAACUGUAAACGGUCCACUAAGGGGGUGUGGUGAUUUUUUUCAGGUGAGAGAGAAUGAUGCGUUAAAAUGAUUUCAUGAAGACAGGAGUGAGGGCGAUCGGUCUGUCGUCACUGAGAGACAAUAAAUUACUGUUUUUAGGAGCCGGAGUGGUCACAGAGUCCUCCUUUCACUGAUGGAGGGAACUUUCAAAGUUAUUGGUGAAUAUCGGGGCGAACACCGUCAGGACCAGCUUCUUUCCUUUUCUAUUGAUAUGAAUUGAGUUUGUAAUGCUGAAGCGUAAAACAUUUAGAGCGCCCCCUGCUGACCAGCCGCAGUAAAGCCCUCCUC
Molecule: messenger RNA, 12412 nt
Organism: Xyrichtys novacula (pearly razorfish)
Lineage: Eukaryota; Metazoa; Chordata; Actinopteri; Labriformes; Labridae
Source: the annotation of a GenBank genome assembly